Molecule: messenger RNA, 1068 nt
Organism: Neurospora tetraspora
Lineage: Eukaryota; Fungi; Ascomycota; Sordariomycetes; Sordariales; Sordariaceae
Exons: 3
Coding region: 1-1068 (355 amino acids)
Molecular function (GO): nucleic acid binding
Source: RefSeq, a predicted model, not a curated record
AUGAAGGCACAGCAGGAAAACUGGAGGACGGCCACAGCACCGAAUACAUUAUUUCUAACUUCAGACUUCCGGGUCCUCGAUCCAAAGAACUUUUGCGGCGAGAUCAUCAUCGAAAGAGACCGAAUGAAGGCCAUCGAAACUGCAUGUCGUGCACACCGCAUGGUCUCAACAUCGACAGACAUCACCCUCCCAAUCUUUGCCGAUGGCUCACGGCGCGGUGCUAAUGGUGCUUACGCGGUCCCGUUCAAGCACUAUGCCCCAGGCACUGAGGACCACGGCCGCAAAGUAUCGGCAGGCUGGCCUGUUUUCCACCAAACCACCAACGGCUGUGAACUACUCGCAAUCAAGCAGGCUAUCAAAGUGGCCAUCAUCGAGCUCACCACACUCGAACGACAAUUGCCGCCGGAGACCAAAGCGAAGGUUCAGGUCCAGAUUUUCGACGAUGGAAUGUUCCCCCUCGAGCAUCUGUCAGGAAUAAAGGACACCAUGCCAAAUGAGAGCGACCAUAUCUCUUCCGUUUACCGCUGGUCCCAGAGAUUCCGGGAACGGUUCGCAGGCCGCAACUCACCACUUGAGGUCAAAUUGCAGCUGCUCUGGGUCCCAGGUCAUGUCGACAAGGUGAAGCUGCAUCGCAAGGCAGAUGAGGUAGCUGGCAAAGUUUCCGAGAUUACGAUGCCACUACUUACCGUCGGCGGCGAAGAGCGACCGUGCCGUCACUGGAACUCCCAAGCGCAACCACGAGUCGCUGGAGAAGAGGGUAUCGAGGGCCACGACGACGACUAUGAACCACGCCUCGAUAAAGACUUCGAAGAGAAUGGUGUCGAGAACCAGUGGCAGCAGGGAGCUCCCAAUGACUACGACAUCCACAGCGGCGAGAGUAACCUUCUCUCUCAAGCCCAUCACAAAGGUCAGGAAAUCAGCAUGGAACAAUGGGCCUGUCAGUGCCGGGAUAUCCAGCUAUGGAACCAGUUGUCAGCAGAGUUCCAGGAAUGCUACCAAAAGUGGUACGCACUGUUUCUGCAACACCUCCAGGAAGGUGAUGCCGAUCAGGAAAUGGGCGGAAUUUGA